AUGGAUCAUAGAUUCGACACCAGGCUUCAACAUUCUCUUGAAGCCCCGGCUUCACAGCCUUUGACGGUGGAUGAAUUCGAGAGCCAUGUGGACUCUGGUCCAUAUUCCACUAGCGAGACGAUUCAGAAGGCCUACGCCAUCAAUUAUAGCCCUACAUCUCUACCGAAUUUCCAGAGUCCCAGCUAUUCAACGCAAGAAAUGAUACCCGUGGAAUAUGUUGGUUCCACGUCGCUCUCUGAACGGCAUCCUUGCCGCCGGAAAUCAGCCUCAAAUGCAAACGACGAGGCAGAAAGCCUUAGCAGUAUGCACCUCCGACGCCGUGCACAGAACAGAGCAUCGCAGCGAGCUUUUCGCGAACGCAGGGAAAGACACGUCAAGGCUCUAGAGGAGCGGCUGCAUCGUCUCCACGAGCAGUACCGAGAGUUGCUGCAAUCCUACGCCCGUCAAUCGGAAGAAGUUGGGAGACUAAACGACAGGAUAAAGGAGUUGAUGGCCGAGCUCGAAACACUGAAACCGGAAAAUGCCAUGGAGUUCAACAAUAUGGUACUGCAGCACCGGUCAGGGAAUUUUGACGCGCUCCCGUAUCCACCGGCUGCAUUUUCAGACCAUCCAGACCCUGUAUCCUAUCUUGCAAUGCCUUCGUCUCGCACCCCAGGGUGA
This is a messenger RNA of Coccidioides immitis RS, 660 nucleotides long. RefSeq lists its product as uncharacterized. The transcript has 3 exons. The record is from RefSeq and is a predicted model, not a curated record. NCBI's taxonomy places the organism in Eukaryota, Fungi, Ascomycota, Eurotiomycetes, Onygenales, Onygenaceae. Gene Ontology annotation, molecular function: transcription cis-regulatory region binding; DNA-binding transcription activator activity, RNA polymerase II-specific. Gene Ontology annotation, cellular component: RNA polymerase II transcription regulator complex. The coding region runs from base 1 to 660 and encodes 219 amino acids.